GUGGCAGAGCGGUCCGCGCUGAGCGGCUCGGAGGCGCUUUUAUUAAAUCAAACCUGCUACGAACCGUCUUUGUACGCGUCGUCGGUAAACGCGCCGCCUUCCCGGUAAACCUCUUGUCAGUCGGCAUGAAUAUCGGAGACGGCCUGCUGUUCGAACUUGAGAAUGGAAAACCCAAGUUGAUUUUACUCAGUCGUGGCGUUGAGAAGCAGGCGGGGAGGCACAGAGAACCCAAGAGCAAGGCAGGAGGAGCAGCCGCCUCCUUCACCUCCGCCGCCGGGGGGAGGAGCUCCGCUCUGACGUCCUCCGAGACACACGAGCAUCACAAAGGUCACGGUGUCAAAGCAGAGGUCACGACCGACCGGCGCCAACGGGGCUCAACGGUCGGCUCCCUGAGGACCGGCGGGAAAACAGGACGGCCUCGCAGCGGCGGGACACGAGCCGUUGGGAAGGAGGGACUCACGGGCCCGUCGGCCAAUGGGGACGCGGGACCGAAGGAGAGCGUGGCGUGUCUGACCAAUCAGCAGCUACAGAAGAUCCUCCACUCGGUCCAGACCUGCAGCGCCGCUCAACGCCCAGCAGGGGGCCACCGGACUCAGGGUGGAGAUGGUGAUGAGUCAUGGUUGUGUUAUAACAAUACAAUGUACAUCUUCAUGUCUUCUUUUCUUCUUGUAAAUCAAACCGACUCAAAAGAAACUGGCUCCUCAACAAAUGGAGGAGGGGGGGGAGGAGGAGGAGGGGGAGGAGUAGGAGGAGGGGAGAUGAAGGAGGACGAUAGAGGAGGAGGAACUGACACAAGUGGAGGAGCACGGGAUAAAGACCACAGGACGUCUGGAAGUGCGUUCGGCUGGCUGGAGGAGCGGCGCCCCGACAGCAGAGCGGCCGGCGACGCCAAGAAGGCUCAGUGGAGGAGAGACCUGGAUGAACAAGUGGCGUUGAAGCAGCAGUGCUCGGCUCCUGGGAGACUCCAGGCUGAGGAGGAGGGUGUGUUCUCCCUCCACAGAGAGCAGCCGGCAGCCUUCAGCUCCAGCCUCAGACUCGGGGAGGUGACGCCGGUGGAGGAGGUGCUGAGCAUCGAGAGGAGAGAAGCUCAGAGGAGACGCUGGCUGGAGGAGCUGGACCAGCAGAGAGAGGAGGAGAGCGAGCGGAGGAGGAGAGAGAAGCUGCUGCAGAGCCAGACCGAGGACCACGGGCUCUGGGCGACUCACUUUGACUCCAUGCUGAGGCCCCGGGGCCCGACGGAGGCUCCGUCCAUGGUGUCUGAGCGGGGGGGCUGGGAGCCCACGUCCAGCCUGUCGCUGGUCUGGGAGGCAGAGAGUGUGGGCGGAGCCAGCGUGGGCGGAGCCAGCGUGGGCGGAGCCAGCGUGGGCGGAGCCAGCGUGGGCGGAGCCAGCGGAUACCCGGCCAGAGCCAGCUAUCUGAGGACCAUGACGGCCCUGCUGGACCCCGCCCAGAUAGAGGAGAGAGAGAGGAGGAGGCUCAAGCAGCUGGAGGAGGAGGAGCGAGCGAUCGAGGCCCAGGUGGAGGAGGACCAGCUGCAGAGGAGGAGGGAGGAGGCGAGGAGGAGAGAGGAGUUGGAGGAGGAAGAGAGGAAGGUGGCACUGGAGAGAGAGACGCUGGAGCGACGGUACAAGCUGGACACGCUGAGGGAGAGGCAGAAGUCGAGCAGCCAGGCGGAGCCGCUGGCGGUGACCGACGACCACGACGGGAGGCGGCAGGAGGCGCUGGAGACCAGCGUUACCAGGAGGAGCGAGUGUUUGAGAGUUCAGACUCCUGACGUCUGUGCACAGCACCAGCCACCUCCUCUUCCUCCUCCUCCUCUUCUCUCUGUUGCUCCUCCAAACGUCAAGAACCGAGCGCUGAGAACGGGCAAGGAGAACGUUUGUCUGUCAAGAGGAGGGGGAGCAGGAGGAGGAGGAGGAGCAGGAGGAGGAGGAGACAACCCAUAUGAAGCGUUUGCCAGGACCGACAGGAGCGAGGAGGACAAGAGGAGACCGGAGUGGAACACACAGAGACCCAGCCGGCGGUUCGUUCCGGCCUCUCAGCGUUACCCGGCUCCUCUACAGAGGAGCAGAAAGGAGAGUCGACAGAGGAGGCAGGAGGAGCUCCUCGCUCUGCAGGAGAGGACCUGUGUGUCCAGGACCGACCCUCCUCCUCCUCCUCCUCUUCAUCCUCCCCCUCCCUCUCCUCCUCCUCAGCACCAGGAGCCUCUCCUCUGCUCCAACCUCCAGGUGGAGAGCGGUUCCAGAGGACUCGGCAUCUUAGCGGCUGAAAGGGGGCGCUCUCCUCCUCUUGGGAGCUCCUCCCCCCCUGCUCCUCCUCCUCCUCCUCCUCCUCUGGAGUUCAUUCCUUACGUCCGGACUGAUGAAGUCUUCAACAUGGAUCCACUGGAGUCUGCUGACACGCCCCCACCACACACACACACAGCUCCUCCUCCUUCAUGUCGACUCCUUCACUCUGAGCUGCUCCGUAACACAAAGACACAACAACAGCAGGAGAUCCUCAGAGGCCUGGCCCAGCUACGGCAGGGUUUAUUACAGAAGCAGAGGGAGCUGGAGACGGAUCUGAAUCCUCUCCUGAAGCGUCAUGACAACGAGCACCGGCCGCCAACGAAGCGCAAGUGACCCCUGCGUGUGCGUGUGUGUGUGUGUGUGUGUGUGUGUGUGUGUGUGUGUGUGUGUGUGUGUGUGUGUGUGUGUGUGUGUGUGUGUGUGUGUGUGUGUGUGUGUGUGUGUGUGUGUGUGUGUGUGUGUGUGUGUGUGUGUGUGAAAACCAGGAGCUCGUCCAGUUAGAAACUGAAUGUUCAAUGUGCCACAACAGUUGUCAAAAUAUCAGCGUGAAAGAUAUUCUGGAUUUGGGUUGUUUCAGGAAGAGGAAGUGAUCAGGUGAUCUGAUGAUCAGGUGAUCUAGUGAUCUGGUGAUCUAUUUUUAGAAGAAACAUCAGUUUUCUUUCCUGUUUUUAUUAAAUCUGUGACAUGGGUGUAAUACCAAUCGUGGCCACCAGAGGCUGAGACAAUGGAUCGCCUGAUCAUUGUUGUUUGUGGGAGUCUCAUAACAUCAUCACAUGAAACUAUUAUACCACUUCAAAUCUUCAAAACACGUAUGUUCCCGGUUGUAAACGUGUGUGUUCAUCUUCACAAUGAGAACAAGGUGUUGUUUGUGUAAAUGUUGUUUAUUUACCAACAAUGUUGACAGUUUUUAAUUAGUUUGAACUUUAUAUUUAUUAUUAUUCAUAAAGUAACAGUCUGAAGGGUAUAAAGAUCCCUGUUCUGGGUUCAUAUUCACUCGAUGACCUUUGACCUCGACGGGCAGCUAAACAGGCGUCGUGUCGUCGUGGUAACGGUGACCACGGUCUGAACGCCCUGUUACGCAACACCUGUUCUUAAAACCCUGGAGGAAAGUCUCCCUCAGUUCUACCUCACGGCAAAAUCAUAAUCAUGUUCAUCCCUCACUGGAUUCAUGUGACGAUAGUUUUAUUUUAAUUUUGUUUUUACUUUUCUUCUUCUUUCUUUUCUUUAUCAAAUCGCUUAUUUAAAAUCAGAAAUACGUUGAGUUGUUGUUUGUUUUUGUUUAUUCCGUUUCCUGCUGGCCGAGGAGCUCCAUGUUUCUUUUUGCUUCCUUGCUGUUAAGUUUUUCAGUUUUUUGUGUGUAUUUUUCUUAUUUAUUGCAAAUUAAAUAAAUUAUGUAAAGUAU
Pseudoliparis swirei is the source of this 3690-nucleotide messenger RNA. RefSeq names its product coiled-coil domain containing 66 (gene ccdc66). Gene Ontology annotation, cellular component: cilium; microtubule. Gene Ontology annotation, molecular function: microtubule binding. The transcript is spliced from 18 exons. The record is from RefSeq and is a predicted model, not a curated record. The coding region runs from base 126 to 2621 and encodes 831 amino acids. Gene Ontology annotation, biological process: cilium assembly. NCBI's taxonomy places the organism in Eukaryota, Metazoa, Chordata, Actinopteri, Perciformes, Liparidae.